UUUAACAAUUCGUCCAAUCAUAGCGCACAUUGUUUGGUUGUGGGCGAGGACUUCUCAGAGCGGCGAAUUGUGGAAUAUAAUCUAGUGGGUUUCACUGUUGUUUUGAAAAUAAUUUAACUUUCAAUCUUGCUGUAUUUGAAUUAUUUUGCCUAGAGAUAGGCCAUGCCCGAAUUUUUGGAAGAUCCGUCUGUUCUAACCAAAGAGAAGUUGAAAGGAGAGCUGCUUGCUAACAAAGUGCCGUUGCCUUCUGGUGACCAUAAGAAAGAUGUGUACGUGAAGCUGUAUAAGAAGCAUCUCACUGUCCGCAACAAAAAUCCAGACAACUUCUCCAGCGACGAUGAAGCUGACACAGUGGUUACUGUCCGGAGUAGGAUUGGCACCAGGAGAGCCACAAAAAAGCCAGAUAAACCCAGACGAGAAGAGAAAGAAGAGUAUGAUGUAACAGAAUUGAGUAAUGAAGAAUUGAAAGAGCAGCUAAUUAAAAAUGGAAUUAACCCUGGGCCUAUCACAGAAUCCACAAGAAAAGUUUAUGAGAAAAGACUCCAGAAGUUAUUAGAAGAAGAACCAGCAGUGAAAUCCUCAAAGUCUGUUCAAGUACUCCAGUCUGCAGAAGAAAGCAAACAAAAUGGAAGCAGUGAUUCUGACCACUAUAGUGACAAUGAAGAAGAUACCAAAGCAGAUGUUAAAGUAGACAAGAAGGAAACUCUUAAAAGCAAAUCCAGGACAACAGUUACCAUUAGGCAAGGAAGAUCUGAACACAGUCAGGGCAAUUCAGAGCAAGACACUGUGAUUCCUAGUAAGAUGCCUAGAUCUUUGGAGCGCGUUCCUGUACAAUCAUCAAAUGAAGCUUUCAGAUUAUCUAGAAGAACGCCUAUGAAACCAGUGACCAGAUAUGAACAAGAAGAGGCCUCUGAUAUUCAUUCCAGUAAAAACAUCCAUUCUUUUCAUGUGCCUGUGGAAGUCAUCAAGCUAGGCACAGAUGUAAUGGAGGAUCAAACUGAGAACCAGACUGCAAAUACCAAAGAGAGGUCUGCUAAGCUGGCACGGCAAUUAAAAAUAACUCUGUUUAUGACAUCAAAUAAAAAUCAGGUUAUAGAGAAAACUGAACGAGAAGAAAGAACAGUAGGACGAGAUAUUCUUAGAGAGAUGUUUCCUCACGAGGUGCAGACACCUACAGGAAUCAGUGCCACUUGUCGAAAACCAAUAAGAGGAGCUGCUGGUAGGCCAAUGGAACUUGGGGAGCUUGGCGAGUUCAAGCUGGAAGAGUCAGUCUUGACAAAGUCUUAUACAAAGGCUGUACCACCUGCAGAAAUUAAGGAAACAAAAAUGAAAAGUCGACGUUCAGUUCCAAUUUGGGUACAAAUUUUAUUGCUUGCUUUUGUGGCUAUCUUUCUCUUUUUGGUCUAUGAAGCCAUGGAAACAAAUGAAGGCAAUCCUUUUGCUUCUUUAAUUGGUAGCUCUGAAAGCACUGGCACAUCUGAAUGAUCAAAUUCUCCUGGAAUUGCAUCAAGCGUGGUCUUACAUGUGUGUUUUUAACAUUUGUAAAGAGAGACAUCUAAUGCCCUCCAGUCAGUUUCAAGGAUUGUUCACUGCACGUAUCAUAAUGUGUGUUAUUCCCAGAUGAUUAAAAAGAAAAAGAAAAAAAUGGCAGCAGUGAUCCAGUAUGAGACAUUUUGGGACUGGCAUUAUUUAUGCCAUAGACACAGUACUUUUUAUUUUAAUUAUAUGCUUCUUAAAACAUUUUUGUAAGCUAUUGUAUUUUUCUAAUGUGAACAUCUUAAAUGUUUUUAUAAACCUGUAUAUUUUUGUUGAAAGCUUGAGCGACAGAGGGCAAAAAAUGUAAUGUGAAUUUGUGUUCAUAUGCUUUAUAAUUCUCUAAGAUGAAUGAAAUCUUUAAUUGUAACCAUUGCCUUUUAGAAUCUCUUGAGCUGUCCUUUGGCAACUGUAGUGUACAAGCUAAUGUUAAGAGUUCAAAAAAUUACUGGUCUACUUUUGCAGAUCUGAGAUCUUUUUUUGCAAGACUGCAGUUGCCAUUUACUACAGUAGUGUGUACUGAAAGUGCAGCAAUAAAUUGUAGAAUACUGUAUUUUAAAUAUAGCAGUGGUUAAUUGUAAUGUGUUUUGAAUUUGUUGCAUAUUAUGGUAACUGCACCCUUAGUCUGUACUGUUCUGUUUUUCUGUUAAGUCCUUGUGCAUAUACUGUAGCAGAAAAUAUGUAAUUACAAAUAAACUGAAUUUCCAUUUCUAAAUAGAUAGCAUUAAAUAGCACUGUUGUAGGGUA
This is a messenger RNA of Protopterus annectens (West African lungfish), 2280 nucleotides long. It is a transcript of the gene TMPO, whose product is annotated as thymopoietin. Gene Ontology annotation, molecular function: DNA binding. The record is from RefSeq and is a predicted model, not a curated record. The transcript is spliced from 9 exons. NCBI's taxonomy places the organism in Eukaryota, Metazoa, Chordata, Ceratodontiformes, Protopteridae. The coding region runs from base 163 to 1485 and encodes 440 amino acids.